AUGAGCAAAGGCCGCCCAGAUAUGAGAAUGGAGAUGCCAGAUGAAUUCUACAUCCCCAUUCCUCUGGAAACCACUAACAUUUCCUCCGUCAGCCCAUUCCUGGUACCCCAGAUACAUCUAGGUACCCCCGGCGUAUUCAUGAGCAUGUCGGCAUUCAUGUUAUUCACCAUCAUCUUUGGCUUUCCCCUCAACAUUCUAACCGUCGUCUGCACCGCCAAGUACAAGAAGCUGCGUUCCCACCUUAACUACAUCCUGGUAAAUCUGGCUAUUGCCAACCUUGUAGUGAUCUGUUUCGGCUCCACCACUGCCUUUUACAGCUUCUCUCAAAUGUACUUCUCUCUGGGCACGUUGGCAUGCAAGUUGGAAGGUUUCACAGCCACAUUAGGAGGAAUGGUCAGCCUGUGGUCUCUGGCUGUUGUGGCCUUUGAGAGGUUCCUGGUGAUCUGCAAACCCAUGGGCAGCUUCACAUUCAGAGAGACCCACGCCAUUGUCGGCUGUGUCUUCACCUGGGUGAUUGGGUUAAUGGCAGCUACUCCCCCAUUGCUGGGCUGGAGCAGGUACAUCCCGGAAGGUCUGCAGUGUUCCUGCGGCCCAGACUGGUACACGGUGAACAACAAGUGGAACAAUGAGUCCUAUGUACUUUUCAUGUUCUGCUUCUGCUUUGGGUUUCCUCUGUCGGUCAUUGUGUUCUCCUAUGGUCGCCUGCUCCUUACUCUCCAUGCCGUCGCCAAACAGCAGGAGCAGUCAGCCACCACACAGAAGGCGGAGCGCGAGGUGACCAGGAUGGUGAUUGUAAUGGUCUCUGGAUUCCUAGUGUGCUGGCUCCCAUACGCCUCCUUCGCUCUGUGGGCUGUAACCCAUCGCGGAGAAACAUUUGACUUGCGCAUGGCCUCCAUCCCUUCUGUAUUUUCAAAGGCCUCCACUGUAUACAACCCAUUUAUUUACAUCUUCAUGAACAGACAGUUCCGAUCUUGCAUGAUGAAGCUGAUCUUCUGUGGAAAGAAUCCACUAGGUGAUGAUGAUGAUACAUCCGCCUCUGGGUCUACCCAGGUGUCUUCGGUGUCCAGCACUCAAGUGGCUCCAGCGUAACACCAGCCACGCCCGGCCUCUGUUCUGCCACGUCUGCCGCCACGGCUGUGUGCCCUAAAAAGUUUCCAGGUGACAACGCUAUCCUCCAAGAACCCACACGCAGUAAUCCCAUAACCUCCAUGCAAAUAAGAAAUUCGACUCGGCCACGUACACCUGACAUCAUCAGGAGUCACUUAAUCAUUUCCUCAAUCGAUAGCAACCGUGGGACCCCAUCACAGGCCACGGGAGGGUAUACAAAUUUCACAGUGUCAAGUACGAUUUAGAAACUUUUCAUUGUUUUUGAUGCUUAAUGCUCUGCAAGAGUCCCAAUAACUUCAAGCCCCUUACUACCAGGACAUGUGUUACAUCUGCAGCCUGUUUAUGAUAAUCUUUUUUCUUUUCUUUUAAGUUUCCCAAAGUGAAGUUUGUGUUCAAGCUAAAUAUAAGAUUCAUUUUCUUUCUUUUUCUGAAAGCAGUAUGGGAAGUGGAUUCAGGAGACACUGGGACGUAAUAAUUAGACCAUUGUAAUAAUUUACUUGUAGUGCAUUAUUUUAUUUCUUCUUGCUAACUGUAAGAUACCCACCCUGUGUUACAGUACCUUGUUCCUACUAUAUUGGAGAUUGUGUAUUCAGAUGCUUUGCUUCCUGCCCCUGCCCCCCCCCCCCCCCCCCCAUAUUAAAAUAUACUCAUAUCCAAGUAUAAUUAUUGAUGUAAUAAUUAAACAAUAUGACAUUCUAUAGCUGAUACCUGGGUGGGACUUGAAAAAUGCUUCUCUAUUGAACACGUCUUUGAAGUGCUAAAUAGUCUUAUAGGCCCUACACACUGGCCAAUAGUACUGAAAGAUAUGAACGAUUUCGUUAAUUAAUGAACGAGAUACCGUUCAUAUCUUUCAGUGUGGAGGAACCAGCGAUGAACGAUGCGCGGCCCCGCGCUCGUUCAUCGCUGGUGCCCCGUCGCUUGUGCAUGCAGGCCAAUAUGGAUGAUCUCGUCCAUAUUUACCUGCACUUCAAUGCAGCCGGGUGAUGGGGGGGAGUGAAGAAACUUCCCUGCUUCCCCACCGCCAGGUCGCCCAUCAGCCGUAUCUGCUGUCGGGCAGCUCGGCGGCGGAUCGCAUAGUGUGCAGGGCCCAUUAGUUUAUAUUGCAAAGUGCAGGGGUUAAAGUGGGGGGGGGGGAACGAGGUGGAACUGAGUUCCACCACCUGUAAUGGUAGGGGAAACUAGUUGCACCAUCUCCAUUGCCCUGCACAGUAAUUCCAACAGAAAAGCCUGCCCCAUCAUCUGCGUCAAUCGAUGAUACAGGCCGCACUAAAGUUGCUGAUGAGCUGCAGCCACCUACUCCUUCCUCAGGUCCUGAUGCCACCACCUCACCAGGACCACUUUAAGCCCUGGCAAAGUGAACUGAAUAAAGGGGAAAUGUAUCAAGAAUUUGAUAGAAAGAAAGUGAUGUUGGUCCAUAGCAACCAAUAGUAUCUAGAUGCUGUACACAGGCUGUAUCACAACUGCAACUUGGUUUAUUAAGACACAAAUAAACACUCCUAGUACAAAAGUAAUAUAA
Messenger RNA from Pseudophryne corroboree (corroboree frog), 2623 nucleotides. RefSeq names its product blue-sensitive opsin-like. Gene Ontology annotation, biological process: G protein-coupled receptor signaling pathway; phototransduction; visual perception. The transcript has 5 exons. Lineage: Eukaryota; Metazoa; Chordata; Amphibia; Anura; Myobatrachidae. Gene Ontology annotation, cellular component: photoreceptor outer segment; plasma membrane. The record is from RefSeq and is a predicted model, not a curated record. Gene Ontology annotation, molecular function: G protein-coupled photoreceptor activity. Bases 1 to 1089 code for a protein of 362 amino acids.